Momordica charantia (bitter melon) is the source of this 1311-nucleotide messenger RNA. RefSeq lists its product as uncharacterized. Lineage: Eukaryota; Viridiplantae; Streptophyta; Magnoliopsida; Cucurbitales; Cucurbitaceae. The record is from RefSeq and is a predicted model, not a curated record. Gene Ontology annotation, molecular function: RNA binding; translation initiation factor activity. Gene Ontology annotation, cellular component: cytoplasm; eukaryotic translation initiation factor 3 complex.
ACUCCGCUGUCAUUUUCUCACUCUCCUUCUUCCCCAUCGAAACCCUAGUCCCCAAAACUCCGUCACUUACGUCGCAAGCCCUAGCCUCCGGAUUCUCCAUUUUCUGCGCAAUGGUUCAGCCAACAAAUCCUUCCAAAUUGCGAUGGGGGGAGCUAGAUGACGACGAUAGUGAUCUUGAUUUUCUCCUUCCACCGAAGAAAGUUAUUGGGCCAGACGAAAACGGGUUGAAGAAAACUGUUGAGUAUCAGUUUAACGAAGAUGGUAAUAAGGUCAAGAUCACAACGACCUCUCGGACUCGCAAGCUUGCGCAUGCUCGCCUGAGCAAACAUGCCGUGGAGCGCCGAUCUUGGGCCAAGUUCGGCGAUGCUGUGCAUGAAGAUGUCGGCAGUAGGCUCACUAUGGUCUCCACUGAGGAGAUUCUUCUGGAGCGCCCUCGUGCUCCUGGUAGCAAACCAGAGGAGCCAAAGGUUGCAGGAGACCCUUUAGCUCAAUUGGGAAAGGGUGGUGCUGUUCUUAUGGUCUGUCGUACUUGUGGUAAAAAGGGUGACCAUUGGACCUCAAGGUGCCCUUACAAGGACCUGGCACCACAAGCUGAUGGAUUGGAUAAGGCUGUUGCACCAGAGGCUACCACCGCUGCUCCUGGUGCAACAAAGGGAACGUAUGUUCCUCCUGGUUUGAGACCCGGGGCAGAGAGGACUGGAACUGACAUGAGACGUAGGAAUGAUGAAAACUCUGUUCGUGUGACCAACCUUUCAGAGGACACUAGAGAGCCUGACUUGCUUGAGCUUUUCCGACCUUUCGGUGCUGUUAGCCGAGUUUAUGUUGCUGUUGAUCAAAAGACUAGCAUGAGUAGAGGAUUUGGUUUUGUGAACUUUGUGAACCGUGAGGAUGCCCAAAGAUCAAUUAACAAACUCAAUGGAUAUGGUUAUGAUAAUCUCAUCCUUCGAGUUGAGUGGGCCACUCCAAGGGCGACUUAAGGCGUGAGAAGCAAUACUAUUCAGUCUCAAUGAAAGUGGGGUUCAAGAAAUAAAGCUAUCCUAUUCAGUCAAAUUCUGCCUUUUAAUUUUGAGCCUCUGAAAUAUGUCUGAGGUUCAGUCCCAAGGUACUAGAGGUGCUUUUGAUCAAGAGAAAAUCUCUAUUAUGUUCUGGAAUUGGUUUUGGAAUUUGUGUGUCGUUACUUGGUGUUUAGUACGGUGGAGCCCAAAUUUAUAUAACAUUGCUUAUUGAGUAAGUUGUGAGUUUAAGAUUUUAUUAGAGAUAGUACUCCGAAGGGGGCAACCCAAUUGACAAGGGUUUGGGAUCUUUUGGUUA